CUUUCAUUAGUGAACGAUAUAUUAGAAAUAUAUUAAUAACUUGAAAGAAGUAGACAUCCCAUCAUAAUAAUGAAUAUCUAUCUAACAAUAGUAGUGGUGAUGUGUGCCAUGGAGGCGAGUCGGGCCGUAAGCCCUGCGGCUAAACUAGUGAUCAAGGAUUUAAAUCACGACAAGGCUGGUGACCGCAAAAUCCAGUUAGACUGCAGCAUCACGUUGGAGACGGGGGAGACAUUCACGUCGCUUAUUAUUAGCAAAAAAGAUAAGAACGCAAACUAUAUUCCAAUUUUCACGCGAAACGACAUCGAUAAAGCACCGACCAAAGGCAAAGUUGACGAUGAAAUCACUGAUGCGAACAUUGAGUUGGACCCCGACAUCAAGAAGAAUGUGUUUACAAUCACCAAGGCCGCUAAAUUCGAGGGAAAUUAUAAAUGUGCCGUCUCUACUAGCAAAGGAGUACCGGACACCUUUGUUGAUCUUAAGGCCACUUGGGAUGCGGUCACAUUCAACAUCCGCGCAAAGGAAUCCAAAGAUGACGCCAAAGACAAGUUCCAGAGUGGAAACCAACUGGACGCCACUCUGGAGUACUCGUUGGGCGACAGUACUUUAGUUAGCGCUGAGUUCAAAAAGGACGACAAACUAUACUUUAAAUACACAUUAGACGGCGAUAAGAAAGAGCCCCAGGAUGGUGCCAAGGACGCAGGUAUUCCACAGGAUCACGUUAUUAAUGGCGCUCACGAUGCGACCGCAAAGAAAAUUUCUGUUUCCAUCAAAGAUGUCAGUAAGGACACCCAAGGCAAAUUCAAAGCCAUUUUCAACUACAAGAACGCCGCCGAAGAGCACUACACCUCAAACGAGGUACCUCUGACCUACAACGGUGCCGCGAGUGCCAUGGUCAGUUUCGCAUCUAUUAGCACCUUAUUAGUGGCCUUAGUUGCUGUGCGAUCAAACCUUUAA
Oppiella nova is the source of this 954-nucleotide messenger RNA. Lineage: Eukaryota; Metazoa; Arthropoda; Arachnida; Sarcoptiformes; Oppiidae. The record is from the annotation of a GenBank genome assembly.